Messenger RNA from Rhinocladiella mackenziei CBS 650.93, 2352 nucleotides. RefSeq lists its product as uncharacterized. The coding region runs from base 1 to 2352 and encodes 783 amino acids. NCBI's taxonomy places the organism in Eukaryota, Fungi, Ascomycota, Eurotiomycetes, Chaetothyriales, Herpotrichiellaceae. The transcript is spliced from 3 exons. The record is from RefSeq and is a predicted model, not a curated record.
AUGAAUCCACCCGCCGGCCCCUCGUCGCGUCCUCGUCGAAAGGCGAUAGAGAAAGCUCUCAAAAAGGUUCACAAUAUCUACCGUCGCGGAACUAAAACAUCGAGAGCCAUAUCCACCAAGCGGGCAAAGAAAACACGAAAGCGCGCACAAGAUCGCACGCCGUCUCGAUCCCUUUCUCACGUUGACAAUGAUGACAGUUCUGUGCAGUACAUACUAACACCGAAUCACAAGCAUAUGCUCUACUACUCUGGUAUGAUUCAGAAAGAUAAUGUCAUCCAUGUCGACGAAAUAGAUCUAGAGACUUUGGUCAACGCUCGUGGAAUCACAAGAAAGAACAUCCCUUAUGAUAUAUUCCGCUCGACCUUUCUAGGCCCCUUCAAACACAAAGACGAACGACCGCGACUCAAAAUCAAAGCCAUUAAGAAUGUUGGUAUCGGUGAUUGGGAACAGACUUCGUUCUUUCAGCGGUUGCAAAAAGCACUUCCAAAAAAGGCUCUUAAUGACCUCAUUUUAUCCAGCCCUUUCUCGAAGACGUUAUCCGGAACUAAACAGGGCAAGAAGCCGCAUUCGCAACCAGAUUUCUUUUUCCAUCUCGGAACGAAUACAGAUUGGGCUCAUGUGGAACUUAUUUUCAAGCAUACGCGAAGCUCCUUGCAAAAGGCCCCUGAAAAAUUCCUGCAGUGGUUGCGAAGUGCCUGGAACAUAUUCUAUCAUCAGCCCUUUCGUCGCCACAUUUACGGAAUUCUUUUCUUACAGCCGUACGCCUUAAUCACCUAUGUUGAUCAUGGCUGUGCCGGGUACUCUGAGCCACUUGAUUUUGUGAAAAAUCCUCAACACACUCAGUUCCUCACGGAUUUUCUGGCGGAUUUUAUCGCAGAACCCGAACACCGUGGACGAGAUCCCCAUGUUACGGCUCAUGGAAAAGACGGCUCGAUAUUCAUCGAGCAUGCGGGAAUAAAGUGGGCUGAGGUAUUCGAUGGAUUAUUAUGCUACCGCCCCCGUGUGUUUAAGAGGAAUCUCAGGGUUUCGCGAGUACAUCCUAUCGACUUCCCGGAAGAUAAAUGGGUUAUGAAGAAUACCUGGGAAGAGAUACUCGAAAACCCAUCGCCGCCAGCUGAAGAGGAGGUUCUUCGAAUUCUUGUCGAAGCAAACGUAAGAGGCCUUCCACAGCUUCACGAGUCUUGUCGUUCAACUAUAAAACACAUUCACAAUAUAGAGCCGUUAAGUGAUAACGUGAAGACGUCAAGUGACAAAACGAAGAUAUCAAGCGACAAUAUAAAAGUAUCCAGCGACAACAUGGAGGUAUUAACAAGCAAGUUCCCUCCGAAUUGUGAAAACGCACUCGCAGCAAUAACUAAUCGAAUUAUGAUGGUGGUCGAAUCCGGCUUCGUAUCUAAACGAACUUCAAAAUCCAAUCUCUCCGGCGUAUCUUCAGGCAUUACCGAUAAGGAAUUCGUUUUCCCGGACAGAGAGCGUAAGAAGUUUUCUAAUGAAUGCAUCGACGUCCGCAGACGACGUGCGCGUCUUAUCAUCUCAUAUUGUCAACCCUUGAAAGAGGCGAUGCGCAAUGCCCAACCAAAAGAACUCAUGCGAACAAUCCGCGACGCCAUGAUCGUUUAUUACGAGGCCUACAAACGUCCUGAGCCUGGUUUUCUUCAUGGCGAUAUUUCAAUUGAGAACAUCAUGGUUCCGGUGGAAGAGACUCAGCUUACUGGCGGCCUUACCCACGAGACACUGCGCGGUACUCUCAUUGACUGGAAUCUAUGCUUCACCGCCGACGGGAGAGCAUCCAGCAGAAGCAUUCGAAGUGGGACUCCUGCAUUCAUGGCGCCGAGUCUUCUUCGGGACAAGCCAGUUACUCGAAGAACUCUGGGGCAUGAUAUGGAGUCGUUCUUUGCCGUUAUGCUUUGGGUUGCAUCACUCAACUAUGACGAUGAGAUCGCCUUUCAAGAUAAGCCUCUGGUGAACGUGGUUAUUGAAAAAAAGCCGACCACAGAUAUUGCAAACGCUAAAUUGCUUUGGUUUCAGGUUGCAGCGGAGUUCGAGGAGUCGAUAAUUAAUCACUUUGAACAGCCAUAUCGCGAAGAUGACGACUUUGUCGAAUGCACAUGGGACCUUCGGCACGUCUUAUACAAAGGGGAUUACGACGAAGAUGAUUUCAGGCGUGGUAGAAAGGGGCGAAGGGAUCUCGAGGAUACGAAUGACGAUGAUCCAAUGAAGGAGCGCUUGUUCAAAGAAUGCAUGACGGUUUUCGAUAUGCACCUCGGCGACGAAGGGAACCAAAGUGGCAGUUACCAGUUGGACAAGAUCGAUACUAGGGGAGACUUAGAAGAAUCGGAAGACGAGAUUUAA